Spirodela intermedia is the source of this 6209-nucleotide messenger RNA. NCBI's taxonomy places the organism in Eukaryota, Viridiplantae, Streptophyta, Magnoliopsida, Alismatales, Araceae. The record is from the annotation of a GenBank genome assembly.
AUGGCGGAACGGAAGGCAGAGGACGGCGCGGGCGAUGCGGAGGAGAGGGAUCUGAAAGCGGCUGGGGGGGAGCGGCUUCCGGAGGGGCGGUCCGGUGUGCGGUUUAAGGGUUGGGUCAUCGAGUCCUGCAAGCGUUUUAUCCUUAACUCAGCUGAGCGUGAAGAGUACGCCAUGCCAAACCCUUAAGCUUCUUCCUGUCGACUGUGUUGGGUAGCUUGUCGUCUUUGACCUCUUUAUACAAAGCAUACCUCGGUGGCGCAGAUGUAUGCGAGUGUUUUUCCUGCCUGUCAAUGUUUUACCUGUAUAGAUGGAACUGUUUUGCUUCUCAGAAACAGAUUGUUGUAGGCUUUUUCUAGGAUUGCUGGAUCGUAGAUUUUUCGACGGGAUGGUGAUGCCAUGUUUUUCACACGAGGGAGUUCACAUGCUGUUGAAGCUCACUCGCGGGUUACUGUUUUUUUAUCUUUCGCGAAAAAUAUAAACGUUUCGUUGAAAUGGAGGGAUAAAGUUUUCACUGUUGAGUUGCUAACUGUAAGGUGAAAACAUACAUUCUUGAAGGUUUUGAUUAGUGAACACGUUAUCUAAAUUUUAUGAUAGCAUUGCGCCACAUUUGGUUUAGUUCAAUAUGCCUUCUUGAUGAAGGCCUCUGUUUUUUAUGGAGCUAUUCAGAGGGAAGAUUUAUUGCGUGUUGCAGAGCUUCUAUUUUUUUAGGGUUCCGAACCACGAUCUGUAUGAUUGAAAGUAUAUCCUGAAAGCUCGAAACGAGCAGUGUCUAAACGUGUGUAUGCUGGAAUCGCAUGCCCAAGCCAUAGGCUUGGAUAUGUGAUUUUCUCGACUAGAAUAUUUUUUAUCUUUGUCUUCACAAGGAUAAACGAUUGGGCUUAAGUAAAUUUUAGUGAGAAAGGGGAGAUGUCUACCAUUUGAAGAUCAUUUAGAGCGCAAAUGAUCUUGUGCCAUAUUGACAUAGUCUAUUGCUCUUACAUAGAGAGUUGUUCUUAGAGUCUUAGUCUGUUUUCUACUCUGAAUGAAUUUAUCCCACUAUCCAUUUUAAAUGAAAAAAGUGUUGGCACUUUGCAUGGAAGAGUCGGAAAUUAAGUUUCGGAUGUUUGCACGUUCAAGUUUACUAUUUCAAGAGGCCGUUGGAAAAAGUAGCAAGCCGUUGUAAACAUAAUUUUUUGCUCUGAGUGCUUGUAUUCUGGGACAAUGUAAAACCCUUUAUAGCAAAUAAUGAAUAAUCUUCCACAGAAUCAAAUAGACACAGCAUGCUCACAUGCUUCCAAGAGAUUUCACCAUAGUACAAGUAAGCACUCUAAGCUUGUCGUGAUCUGCUAAUUCAUAAAGGAUGGUUUGUACAUCUUUCUUUUCAUUUUACCUUAUGUUCAAGCGAGCUUAAAAUUUGAGUAUGGCUUGAUUGUGUGAAAUCUGGUUGUUAUCGUAGAAAAUCCAACUUGUAAAAGGUAUAUUAAAAGCCCAGGAGGAGGUUUCAGGAGUGGAGCAUGCGUGGGAUUUGAUUCAACCAUUGCAAAUACUAUGUGCUCUCCCGUUAACUAACCCAGGAUUUUAGAUUAGAUGACUGGAGAGAAUCAGAUUGUAUUGAGAACAUAAACUAAAGAAAAAAAUAUUAAUUUGUGAUAUAAUGCCAUCUGAACCAAACAAACGAUUAGAUGAACCUAGAAUUGUCUUGUCCAGUUAAGGUUCUACAUAUUUCUUUUUGCAGCUGAUAUUGUCAUAAGGACCAACUCCUGGAUGAUAUCAUAUAUCGAAAUCAAAAAGUCCCAUACUUGUAAGCUUAGAUCUCAGUCAUAAUUGGUUUACUGAGAAUAUCUUAUGUACAAUCCGUAUUCUUUCCAUGAGAGGUAUGUGGGAAUGGUGAUAAUAAUUUUCAAUUCAUUUAUCGUUUGAAUUAGAUUUCUUUUUCUUCUUUAUUGAUCCAGUGAAAAGUUGGCUCAGACACCGGUUCAUAUCUAGUCAUUCUGUUCUGAAUCGGAUUCUUUGGAAUCCUGAUAUAGUUUCCGUAAGUGUAUGAUAUUCUGGAUCGGGGAUUGAACCUAUUUGAGUAUUCCUUCGACAAAGUUUACUUGCAAGCUGCUAUUUUCUUAGUGAUGGAUUUUUUCCCUAGACUUAUAAAAUUCUGUUUGAUAUUUUUCUUUCCAAAGAUUCCCUAGACUUAAAAUAUUUGAGUAUUUUUAGCUUUUUACAUGGGACUGUUUUUGUGUGAAACGUCUUGAGCUUUCUGUUUUGUUUUGUAAUAUGAACUGAAUGUUGUCUGAACAAAAUAUUUGAAAUUCAAAGUUGUGAUUUCUAGAGAUCAAGUGCCAUUGUUUACGGGUUUCUGCAGAUGGGAACAAAGGCUGGGAACUUCGCACUUACCUGAAAUGGUUUUCGGAGAAAAUUCAUUAUGCCUUUUACACGAGAAAAGUGGUUUUAAGAUUCACUUCAAUGCAUUUGAUGCUCUGGAGGGGUGGAAGCGAGAAUCAUUACCGCCUGUGGAAGUCCCUGCAGCGGCAAAGUGGAAAUUCAGAUGGUAAGACAAUUAACUUGUUACAGGUAGUUUAAUUGUAUAGCCUCACUGUUUACAAGAUAUUUGAUGUGCAUCUAUGGGGUGCUCCUUUGGUUGAGAAAGUCCUUGAUCUUUAUGCUAUAAAAUCGGCCAGCUCUAGAAACAUAUACUAACGAAAGAGCAUGACCUACUCCUGCUUGAUAUUUUGUGUCUACUAUCUAAUCUCAGAGAUUUAUCUCAGAAGAUAAAAUAUUUUUUGCAAUGUCGAUAUUUUUUGCAAUGUCGAUUUUGUUUAUCCGAUCUCCCUUCUGGUUACCAUCAUCCAAAGGUUAUUACAUUCACAGUUAUGGUAAAAAUUGCUGUGAAUCUUCGAUUUAAAUAUGAAGCAGAAUGCGUAGUCAUCUUGGAGCAUCUUAGCUAGUCAUGAUGAAGUUCAUAUUAAUUAUCUUGGUGCCAACACGUUGUACUCCAAUUCGUUAUUUAUGUGUUCUAAUUGCUUGUUGAGCUACUAGGUGGAUCACCGUUGUUCUUGUUAUUGUUUCACAGCAAACCAUCUCAACAAGUGAUAUUAGAUUAUGACUACACAUUCACUACUCCAUAUUGCGGUAGUGAGAAGAUUGAUCAAGGCAUAAAAGUACGUGGUCUCCAUUUCGUCCCCUUUUUCUUUUUCUGACUUUUCCAUAGCAUGUUACAAGCUUUUGACCUACUCUUUUUUCUUAUUUCUGGUCUCAAGGCAAGUUUAUAAAUUCCUUUGUGUACGAGUUGUAUGGAUAAAUUAAAAGCAUAUCAUGAUGAGAAAUAAUUCCAUAGUAGCACGAGCGGCUUAUGCUCUUUUGGUUAAACCCCAAAUCUACUCUAUUCCUCAAGCCUAACUUGAAAAUUUUAUCAGGUUACUGCAACCUGUGCACUACGUUGCUCAAGGUGCUAACCAAAUAUUCUCAUUGAUCCAAGUCUUCCCUGAUAGCUCGUUUACUCUUUCAUCGAAAUAACAAAACAACCUCAAAUUUACAGAUUGUUCGACGAGGCUAGAAAAGAGAUUGAAAUUUUUUUAGAGUUUUAUCAGUCUCGUACAAAAGUUGAAUGCACUUGUGUGCUUGAUGCGAGUGAGAGUAAGAGAGAGAUUCUAAAAUAUUAGACACUAGUCUUCUUGAAUUUUAUUUAUUUUUUGGUUUUGUGUACAAUAUAUUAUGACAAUUGCCAGUGAGUUGCCACACUCAAUCCAAUGAUAUUUUUGGUCGAGUCUAUGUGCUGGAUUCUGUUUUGCACCGGAGGAGUUGACACUUGGAUUUACAUUGUAUAUUUUGCCCUAGUUUCUGGAGCCAAAUUGUCAGCUUUGUGGGUUUUCAAUCACUCUUCAUUUUGUCUGAGUGGCCAACCAUUAGAGUGUUUUUCUGGAUUUCAGUCUUUGUUUCUCUGUUAGGUAUCAAUCACUUCACCAAGAAAGGGUUAGUACAUAUAAGGUGUUGACCUCUAGGUUGUUACAUGUAGUGAUAAAUGCACGUAUGAUAUUUACAUUAAAGUGUAAUUCUUAUUAAAAAUAAAUCCGUGUCAAAACUAUCGAUGGAUGAGGGUUGAGGAUGUGCAGAACCACGUUUAGAUUCAUGUGUGAUAUUACUUGUUGUUUACUCGCGAAGCUACGAGUAUCAUUUAUUACAUGAAAAAUGCUUAUCUGAUGUCAUACAGGCCAUUAGCGUAAACCAGAACUCGCGUAUCGUUUCAUAAUCAAUUUCUAUUAUCUUAGCUCGUACUUUUUAACAGUAUUUGUUCGCUGUUGUGCAUUGAUUACAUACCUUAUAGCAAAGUAGACAUAUUUCUAGGAUUGUUUGUCCGUGAUACAUGAAAAUUUUGGAGAGGGCUAUGCUGAAUGAAUACUUUGUGUUGUUUAUGUGAUUUGAUGAUUUGAACACCUAGUGACUGCCAAGUGUCUUCCUUUUCAGAUACUUUUGAUAUUAUUUCUCCUGGACGAUUUUUAUGUACACACUAAUUUUUUUCUAUUCAAGAUAACAAAAUCUUCAAUCUUUCUUUUUGUAGAUCAGAACUCACUUAAUAAAUAUUAGAGAGGAAAACUUUAUUUCUCAGACUAGAAUAAGAAAUUUUAUAAAUGUUACCUGGACACUUUACUAAUACUCGCCGUAUAACGCAGUCAGUUUCUGAUGAUUCUCAAUGUCAACUAACGUGGGAGGAUUGCAACGAACAGAUAGAUCUGGUUGCAUUGGGAGCAAAAGAACCUAUACUAUUCUAUGAUGAGGUAGGUCUCCAAGUUCUAGAUGCAAGUGGGUGCUGCCUGAAUGUUACUUCUUCACAUGGUUGUUGUUUGCCGAAUCAUUAUUAGGUCGUCUUGUACGAAGAUGAAUUGGCAGAUAACGGAGUUUCACUCUUAACUGUGAAAGUGGUAAUUUUUCUGAAUCUCACGUGGGUUUGUUUGGUAAAUUUACUGGCAUAAAACAUGAAAAAAUUCUAAUAAAUGCCGUAUGUUUGUUUCCUGACAUUGCAGAGAGUAAUGCCAAGCUCUUGGUUUCUUCUACUGCGUUUCUGGGUACGUUAUUCUGCUUCACAGUGCACGUACAUGUCUAUGUUUAUGGGUAUUUAUAUAUUUAUAUAACAUGUAUCAAUGUAUAUGUAUAUUUUAAUUUCACAAAAAUAAGGUGUACUUGCUAAAUGGUCUGCCAUGAUCCAGCUGACCCUCUCUAGUCCAAGAAAUAUUUGCCAAAUCCUUGAAUCGUUUAGAUCUGGCCAUUGAUCUCUUAAGUAAUUACUGAAAGUCCCAUCUUCAGCUGGUGUUUUUCUUAAUUAAUUUAUUCUCUGGUUUUAUCUGUGUUCUCAAUCAAACAUAUUGAUUCUCUUUGGUCAGCAACUUGAAUCUUUAGUAUUUCCUUUUAAUUCCAGCUAAGGGUUGACGGAGUUCUUAUGAGACUGAGGGACACACGGAUGUUUUGUGCCUUCGUUAAUGAGGAUGAUGCCACUCCAACUGUUCUUCGCGAGAACUGCUGGAGAGAAGCAACCUUCCAGGGUCUAUCUCUUGUAAGUGGACAUCGUCCUGCCAGAAGAUUGCUUUCAAUCGACACAUCUGCACUCCUUGUAGCGCUGCAAGUCGUCUAGUUACACUACUCAUUGAAUUGUGAUGUUAUUGUGAUUAAUCUCUUACUUUUCUUUCUCCGUGCAUUGAAUCAUGUUAUGUAGCUUCAUCAUUGCUUUGAAAUUAAAAUACCCAAAUGGCCCAUAGUUUUAGAGCUAUUCAUGGAAAUGAGUACCCAUACUGGCGGCACCAGGUAAGGUAGUAACAGUGCUUUGGCAAGGUCCUCGUCUAUCCAAUCUCACCAGUUGAGCAAUCGACGAAAGAAAAAUGGGCAUUUAUAAUAACAAAUAAACACGACUGAUUAUCACAAGAAAUUAAAUUAUAGACUCGGAUUUCAAUUUGUGAACUUUAUUAUUGAUCAUUAUUAUGUAUUCCUUUGUCUCUUAAGAUAAAUAGAGAUUGUUUCGUGAGAAUCAUAUCAUUUUACUCUUAUUGAUCGACUUAGAUGCGUAUGCCAUGCAUAUUUAUUUUCCUUCCCGUUCUUCAUCUUUUUUAAGUCAACUGCGCUGAUCUUAAUCUUAAAUGCGACAGAAGGGUAUUCCAUCUGAAUGUGUGGCCUACAGCGAUCCAAGUGAGAUCAGCCAGAAGCUCCCGAUCAUCUCUCAUGAGAAGCAAUGCUUGAAGAUAUCCCGGUAA